AUGGAUUAUAGAUUCAUAAUUCUCGGGCUUUCGGUGUCAGUUGCUUUUCUGCUCUGCAGUGGGGCAAGCCCGGCAAAAAUGACAAAUGCUGUCUGCAAGUCGUACAACAAAUCGUGGGUAGCCGUUCACUAUUGCCGCCUGAAGGCCUAUUCCCGGAACAAGACCAGCUUGGAUAUAAAUGCCACGUUUAUAGAGCCAGCCUAUCAUAUAUCCGUUCACUUGAAGAUGAUGAAGAAGGCCAAUGGCUAUAAGCCGUUUCUUUUUGACUACACCAUCGAUGCCUGCGAGUUUAUGAGAAGGCGAAACCAGCCCUUUGCCAAGAUCAUCUGGAAUAUGAUCAAGGAUGUGUCUACGAUCAACCACACCUGUCCCUAUAUGGGCUUGCAAAUGCUAUCUGAUUUUUAUUUAAUACAGUUUCCUGUUCAACUUCCGACCGGAGAAUACCUUCUCCUAAUAGACUGGCUCUUUGAUGGGAAGCCGCAGUUCGCUACAAAUGUUUACUUCACAUAUGUUGAGGACUUAUUUACUAAGAAACCCACUCGGCGAAGCAGGUGA
Messenger RNA from Drosophila biarmipes, 555 nucleotides. RefSeq lists its product as uncharacterized. The coding region runs from base 1 to 555 and encodes 184 amino acids. The transcript has 3 exons. NCBI's taxonomy places the organism in Eukaryota, Metazoa, Arthropoda, Insecta, Diptera, Drosophilidae. The record is from RefSeq and is a predicted model, not a curated record.